This is a messenger RNA of Prorocentrum cordatum, 4215 nucleotides long. The record is from the annotation of a GenBank genome assembly. Lineage: Eukaryota; Dinophyceae; Prorocentrales; Prorocentraceae.
AUGGCACGCAAGCUCGCCCCGCGGUCCAAAGAGAUCGUCGGCCUCGAGGGGCAGAUGCGGGCGCUCGCGCUGCAGCUGGCAGGGCUCGCGCAGAAUACCUCCAUACCUGGCGCGGGGGCAGCUGCAGCGACGAAGCCGAGAGCGCGGCCCAAGGAGCAGAAGGAGGAGCAGAACAGCGACAUGUCCAGCCUCCGACAGCGGACCGCUCUGCAGGAGAAGAUCAACUACCGCGAGAAGGACCCCAAGGAGGCCACCGCGCAGAUGCAGGCGAAGCGCAGGAAGCAGCUGGACAGGCACGAGAACGACCUCAAGAGCAAGCAGGAGCAGCUCGAGACCAUCACCGAGAAUAUCCAGCACAAGCAGGAGGCUAUCACGGCAAAGCGCACUGAAGUGGAGGUCUCCAAGCUCGAAGCGGACAAGCAGGCGCGCGCGCCCCUGGGAGACGCCAGCAUCGCGUCCGUGGCCACAGAGGACGUCGUGCAGAUCUGGGCCCCUGGGCGCAACUCCGCAAAGAAGUGGGUUGAGCGAUUUCACGAGAGUGCUUCUGGCGAGGAUGCGCAGGCGGUUGCGGACGGCUGGAAGUGGCUUCAGGACAUCGAGAGGGCCUCCAUCUCCUUCAGCGCGAAGUCCCCCAGCAGCCUCGACGGCUUCCAUCCCGCCCACCUGCAGCACCUGAGUGACGACGCGCUGGAAGCCUUGCGCAACAUCAUGCUGGCAUGCGAAGCACGGGCGGAGCAGAACGCAUCCGUUGGGCGCUACACAGCUACGAACAUCGCAGACUACAGCAAGUACUCUGAGACCAUCUCCCUGGAUGAAUCGAGGGACAAGCUGGUUCGACGGGGCACGUCAAUGGCAGCGACGGAGGUCAUCUACAAUCAAUGGUUCCCGUCCUCCCACAUUGACGACACCUCGCUGGGCGUUUGUGGUGAUGCCAAGGACAGCGCGGUCUCGCAGGCGUUGCAGGCUGGGAAAGACUUCUUCGCCACCGCUAAGCGCCUCGGAGCUCGGCUCAGCGAGAAGCCGGCGGUCGUUGCCGGCUCGGUCAGCACCGGCAGGGACAUCGUCAAGCUCCUCGGUCUUGAGCGCAACAUGAACCAGAGGAGCGCCACCUACCUGGGCACGAUCGCCGACCGCCCUUGUCGGACCCGUGCGGGUUUCACUGGAGUCAUCAAGCUUGGCAACAAGGCCAACGAUCACCAGGCGAAGAGCGAGACCCCCUACAGAUGCGUUGCUCGCUUCGCGCAGUCGAUGGAUGGCUUUAAGUACGUCCAGCAGCGUUAUCACUUCAAAGCGCACAGGCUGACGGACGCCACCAUCGCGGCAGACGCGAGGGCAGAGCUCGCCACCACCAUGCACGCGGCGACCGAGGGGCAUUUCGCGGCGGAGAUGGACGAGGCGGCCACCAGGAUCGGCAAGAUUGCGCACCUCGCCGCCAAUGUGCCCCCAAUAUUCGACAUGGACGACCAGAUAAGCUUCCUGAAGGACUGCGUGCAGAACCCUCGAGGGCACAGGCUGGUCGCCGCCAACCAGUGGGGGGCCCCCGACAACAAUGACAUCGCCAAGUCUGUUUUCAUAUGCGUGAGAUGCGGCGCCUGGGCGCAGCAACGCCGACGGCUGAAGUUACGACUGCCAUGCGCAGCGGCCACCACGAAAGGCCUGGAGGUCCCGAGCAACCUGAAGAAAGGAGCCGGACCCCACAAGAAGCUCGGGCGUUUCAUCGACGCGAACACCCCCAUAGGCAAGCCCCGCGCGGGCACAGUGGCUAGCAUGUCUCACAGCAAGUUUGACAUCACCAAGAGCAGCAACUCGGAGGUGGAGAGCUCUAGCGUCUACGAGGGAAGAACGGCAGCACUUCAUCAGCGAGUUCGAGGAGAGGAGCUACGACCCAAUGAUGCAAAUGAGGAGAAGAACGCCAUGCUAGGCAACGCGAUGCGCGGCGGCCUGUCCCACGUGCCCGCGAAGCCAAAUGAUGGCCACGCGAGCCACCACGGCGACGUCGCAGAGAGCCUACCCCACGGCAUAGCCAAGUCCGGCGAGGUUGAUGCCGUGACCACGGAGGUUUUCGACCACCAGAUCAUCGGCCUUGGGAGCGACUCCGUCGUCGGGGAGCCGCUCUGCCAAGGGGGCCCCGACGAGAACACCUACCUCGACAAGCGGUGGAAGCCCAAGCUGUACGCGGUGGAGAAGGCCAUGCAGCUCAAAGAGGAGCUGGACGCGGAGCUGGCCGCAAAGUUCGAAGGCGCGAGCAUGGGCGGUCAGGAUGGGGCUGGGCGGGCGCCCGACCCUCGACCUCCCGAGGCCCGCGAACUCAGGUACGAACCGCUGUCGCAUGCCCUGCAGCUCAGCGUCGCCAGCGCGCACGGCUCCCAGCGCAGCCCGCGGGUCGGCCUCGCUGCCCAGGUGGAGCCAGACCCAGGCCCGGAGGCUGCCGCAGGCGCAGAUGACGACGGGGCAGCGGCUGCCGGCGGGGCCGGGAGUGGUGCAGGGUCGCCCCGCUCUUUGGUGCCGCCAGUGCUGCCCCGAAGGAGCCGCGUGGCCGUCGUGGCGGGGCUCUGCGGCGUCGCGCUGGUGGCCGUCGGCGGGCUCGCGCGGGCCGUCGGGCGCGGCGGGCGGGGCGCGCUGGGCGGCGGCGAUGGCCAGGCCGCGAGGGAUCCGACGGCGCCCUCCGACGCCACCUUCCUCCUCAGCGUCCAGCGCCCCCAGGGCCUCCACCACGAGGCCUCCGACCGCAGAAGCCAGCUGAAGCCCUGCACGUUUGUCACGUCCGCGGACCACAAGGUCACGAUAGACAACGCAGUUCCGUGCACGAUCAGCCUGCAGACCACUGGUGGCGACUGGCACAAGUACAUUCUGUCCCGGGACGGGGGGCAGGACCUUCCGCAGCGGGCUGCCUCCGAGAAGGGCGCGCGAAAGGCACGCAAGCACGCGCUGCAGAGCGACGACCACUCGCCCAAGAAGGACGAAGUAGCUGAAGCCGCCGAGGCUGUGGCACACGAGUUCGCGAUCGCAGACGGCGACGAGGAGGACGCUGGACCGUCGCCCACCGACAACGAGAGCCGCGACAGGACGGAUGCAGCGACGCCCGAGGCCGCGGCGGGCAGCAGGCGGAGAAGCCCGCACGCAGAGGGCGGCAGCCACAAGAGGCACCACCCGUCGGGGAGCUCCCACAGCAAGGGCGCUGGCAGCAACGGCAGCGGCGCCGAGGGCGGCGCCGAGGCCGCUGCCGCGGGAGGCUGCGGCCCCGACGCGGCCGAGGACGCCGCCUGCUGCGCCACGUUCGGCUGCGAGGGGGCAUACGACGUGGCCCAGCCCUGCCAGUGCAACAGCAGGUGCGAGGAGUUCUCGAACUGCUGCCCGGACUUCCAGGCCGUGUGUGCGGCCUCCCUGAAGACCAACGCGCAGACCACGGAGAGCCCACCACCGCAGACCACGUCAGCGCGCUCGAUGGGCUCCCCGUCGCUGCUGUGCUUCUCGGUGAUCAGGUCCGAGGGCAACGAGAUCGGCCUGGUGGGCGCCCAGCACGACCGGCACGCCGCCAUCUUCGCCUGCGACACCACGCUCGUCUUCUCCAACGGCCCCUCGAUUCGCAUCGGGACGAUGGACACCGUGUCGAUCCCCACCGAAGCCAUCGGGAUGGGCAACCUGGGCGUGGAGGGGGAGACCACCAACUCGUGGCUCAACACGGCCGUCUUCAUCGAGGUCUGGCACUGGCUAGUGAAGGACGGGCGCUGGAAGGGCUACGACUGGACGGUAAAAGUUGACCCUGACGCCGUAUUCUUCCCCGAGAGGCUUCGGGAUCAUGUCAGGCCUUACACGCCUCCAGGGGGUGGGAAUUACUACCUCGUCAAUUGCAACAAGCGGUACACGGCAGAUCCGGAUGACGAGGUCUUCAAAGAGAAGCUCUUCGGGGCGCUCGAGGUCUUCAGCAAGCAGGCCGUUCAGGCAUACCAAGACGGCCACAAGCGUUGUACUGAUGAGCUGAAGUGGCAUGGAUGGGGCGAAGACUACUACAUGCAGAGCUGCCUGAGCUUUCUUGGAGUGCUUCCCGUUGGUGACUUCACCAUGGUCGGGGACAAGAGGUGCUUCGAGGCGCCCUGCACCGACACCGGCAAGGUUGCGUUCCACGACUUCAAGGACGUCCCGGCGUACUUCAACUGCUGGGAGCAGUCCCUAGGCCCUGUUGGCGUGCAGGAGUACGCCGAGCACACGGUCUGA